Sciurus carolinensis (gray squirrel) is the source of this 1734-nucleotide messenger RNA. It is a transcript of the gene Coq6, whose product is annotated as coenzyme Q6, monooxygenase. The transcript has 13 exons. Gene Ontology annotation, cellular component: mitochondrion. Gene Ontology annotation, biological process: ubiquinone biosynthetic process. Bases 226 to 1509 code for a protein of 427 amino acids. The record is from RefSeq and is a predicted model, not a curated record. NCBI's taxonomy places the organism in Eukaryota, Metazoa, Chordata, Mammalia, Rodentia, Sciuridae. Gene Ontology annotation, molecular function: FAD binding; 2-octaprenyl-6-methoxyphenol hydroxylase activity; oxidoreductase activity, acting on paired donors, with incorporation or reduction of molecular oxygen, NAD(P)H as one donor, and incorporation of one atom of oxygen.
GCUACGCGCAGAAGCCCACUGGUCUCCUGUCGGAGGUGGUCCGACGCCUCGGCAGACGUAGUAUACGAUGUGGUGGUGUCGGGUGGUGGCCUGGUGGGUGCUGCCAUGGCCUGUGCCUUGGGUUCAGAGGUCUUAGUCCGUAGAUGGCCAACUCCAUUGCUCUGGGUCCAAGGUGAGGCAGAACAUCAAGGCAGAAGGGUGUGAUGAAGAAAGGCAACUCAGGACAUGACAAUCAGCAGAGAGCUCUAUCACACCAGGGACAAAGGACAUGAUAUUCACUUCCGUGACAAAAAAAUCCUGUUGCUGGAAGCAGGUCCAAAGAGAAUAUUGGAGAAAUUGUCAGAAACUUAUAGCAACAGAGUCAGCUCCAUUUCCCCGGGCUCUGCAACCCUUCUCAGUAGUUUUGGUGCUUGGGAUCAUAUCUGCAACAUGAGAUACAGAGCCUUUCGGCGAAUGCAGGUGUGGGACGCCUGCUCAGAGGCCUUGAUAAUGUUUGAUAAGGAUAAUUUAGAUGACAUGGGCUAUAUAGUGGAGAACGAUGUCAUCAUGCAUGCUCUUACUAAGCAGCUGGAGGCUGUGUCUGACCGAGUGACUGUGCUGUACAGGAGCAAAGCUGUUGGCUACACCUGGCCUGGUCCAUUUUCCAUGGCAGACUCUAGCCCUUGGGUCCAUAUUACCCUAGGUGAUGGCAGCACCCUCCAGACCAAAUUGUUGAUUGGUGCUGAUGGUUACAACUCAGGAGUACGGCAGGCUGCUGGAAUCCAGAAUGUUAGUUGGAACUAUGACCAGUCUGCUGUUGUGGCUACUCUGCAUUUAUCAGAGGCCACAGAAAACAAUGUAGCUUGGCAGAGAUUUCUUCCCUCUGGGCCUAUUGCUCUGCUCCCGCUCUCGGAUACCCUGAGUUCCUUGGUCUGGUCGACAUCCCAUGAACAUGCUGCAGAGCUAGUAAGCAUGGAUGAGGAAGAGUUUGUGGAUGCCAUUAACUCUGCCUUUUGGAGUGAUGCAAACCACACAGACUUCAUCGAUUCAGCUGGGACUAUGUUGCAAUAUGUUGUCACCCUUCUGAAGCCCACUAAAGUCUCAGCUCGCCAGCUACCUCCAAGUGUAGCAAGGGUAGAUGCAAAAAGCAGAGUACUCUUUCCUCUGGGGCUGGGACACGCUGCAGAGUACGUCCGGCCUCGGGUGGCACUCAUUGGGGAUGCAGCCCACAGAGUCCAUCCACUUGCCGGACAAGGUGUCAACAUGGGCUUUGGGGAUAUCUCCAGCUUGGUCCAUCAUCUCAGUACUGCAGCCUUCAAUGGGAAAGACUUGGGUUCCAUGAGCCACCUUGCAGGUUAUGAAACAGACAGACAGCGUCACAACACUGCUCUUCUGGCUGCUACAGACUUACUGAAAAGGCUCUAUUCCACCAGAGCUGCUCCACUUGUGCUGCUCAGGACAUGGGGUUUGCAGGCCACUAAUGCAGUGUCUCCACUCAAAGAACAGAUUAUGGCCUUUGCCAGCAAAUGAGUACUACUCUGGAGAUUAUGCUGUCGAAAGAACAUCCUGCCCUGCAACCACCACAAUUAUUUUCAAGAUUUGAUUUAAUAAAUUUACUUUUGUUCACUGAGGAAGGCUUGCAAACAAUUCUAAAUUUCUUUAAUUUAUAAUUAAAUUAACAUUAGAAUUCUUUUUGUUUUCACUUCUGCUUAAUGGGCCUAUGGGGUCCAAAUAAAGAGGAAUAAUUUGCUAUGA